Molecule: messenger RNA, 743 nt
Organism: Urocitellus parryii (Arctic ground squirrel)
Lineage: Eukaryota; Metazoa; Chordata; Mammalia; Rodentia; Sciuridae
Gene: Rnf183
Product: ring finger protein 183
Biological process (GO): protein ubiquitination; positive regulation of endoplasmic reticulum stress-induced intrinsic apoptotic signaling pathway; response to endoplasmic reticulum stress
Cellular component (GO): endoplasmic reticulum membrane
Molecular function (GO): ubiquitin protein ligase activity
Source: RefSeq, a predicted model, not a curated record
CCCUGUGAGGCCUCCCAGUGUGGUCUGAGGAUGACCGAGCCCCAGGGCCGGGAGCCCGAGGCUGAGUGUCCUGUCUGCUGGAACCCCUUCAACAACACAUUCCAUACCCCCAAAGUGCUGGACUGCUGCCACUCCUUCUGUGUGGAAUGCCUGGCCCACCUCAGCCUGGUGACUCCGGCCCGGCGCCGCUUGCUGUGCCCGCUCUGUCGYCAGCCCACCGUGCUGGCCUCGGGGCAGCCCGUCACUGACUUGCCCACAGACACUGCCAUGCUAAGCCUCCUCCGCCUGGAGCCCCACCACGUCAUCCUGGAGGGCCGGCARCUCUGUCUCAAGGACCAGCCUAAGAGCCGCUACUUCCUGCGCCAGCCUCGGGUCUACACACUGGACCUAGGCCUCGAGCCUGGGAACCAGACUGCACCUUCCCAGGACACUGCCCCGGCCACCAGGCCUAUGCCCAUCCCCAUCCCCAGCCACUAUUCUCUGAGGGAGUGUUUCCGUCACCCUCAGUUCCGCAUCUUUGCCUACUUGAUGGCUGUCAUCCUCAGUGUCACUCUGCUGCUCAUCUUUUCCAUCUUUUGGACCAAGCAGUUCCUUUGGGGCGUGGGCUGAGCACUCUGUUUCUGGACAAGGAACCAGGCCUUUCUCAGUGGCUGCUGGGGCUGGGGAUGCAGAGCCUCAUUUGGUGUUGUCUUCCUUUKUAGUAUUUUAUGAUCCAGAGAUCGGUUAGGCCCUGUUUGCUUCUG